CCCGGAAGCAGAAGGAGUUUCCUCCGAGGGCGGAAGGGGAGAGAGGUCGUGCUCGGCUCCGCGGCGUCUCCUCAUGGCUCGCGUGCCGCGCACGCUGCUGAUCUUCGGCGGCUUCGUGGCCGUGGUGGGGGCGGCCUUCUAUCCCAUCUACUUUCGGCCCCUGACGCACCUCGAGGAGUACAAAAAGGAGCAAGCAAUAAAUCGAGCUGGUGUUAUACAAGAAGAUGUUCAGCCUACAGGAUUAAAAAUAUGGUCUGAUCCAUUUGGAAGAAAGUAAGGACUUCAUUGGGUGGGAUCUCACCAAUGAAUGUAUUUUCCCUUAUUCCAUCAGUGAUGCACCUACAGUAGUUCUUUGAGUCAACCAAGAUCAUGCAGAAAAAGGACUCCACACGUGAAAUUGUUUUAUAAUAUCACUUUACAUAAAGAGCAGUAGCAGCUGCUGGCUCUCAAGAGAUAAAGCCCACUUUCCCCCCAGUGAUGUAGUAGAAAACGCUGCACUGAAUGUUUUCUAUUAAGCAAAUGGAAUAAUUGCCUUUUUCUUCAUUGGAGGAAUGAAGGAGAAUUGCUUUGGUGAAUGUAGUGUAGACAUUACCAGAGUAGAUUAUGGAACUAAUGAGGUGUGAGAGAGUUUUAAAUUAUGUACAUUGAUUGUAACAUUUUGUGUUGAACUAAACUGUAGUACUGCAGUUCAGUUUUCAUGGAUUUUUGUUGUUGUUAAGAGAAAAACUCAAUUUCAGAUAACUUAUUAAUGUGUAAACUUGCUGUUCGAAAGUAAAGAUUUGAGUGCAUUUCUAGUAUAUAAAUCUUUUGAAUGACUUUACAUAUCUUUUUGUCUUUUCCUGGAACUUCUGUAAGUAGUUCUUUUCAUAGAAAACUUGGCAAUGCUUUUAAUUUUUUCUGCUAACCUGGUUUCAAUUUGAAACUGCAGAAAUAGCCAACUACUAUCUUCUCAAAGGUCACUCUAGUGUCCAGACAGUGGUCCAUAUGUCAUAAAUAUAUGUUGCUGCACAAGCUGACAUCCAAAUGGGUCAGUUGACACCUUGUAAUAAUAAGUGUCUUGUCCCUAUAAACCAUAUAAUCUGACAAAUGAGUAACCAGUUAGAUACAAAAUUCAAAUGAGAUGCAGUAUUGUUGGCAACUGAGUCUAAGCAGAGCAAUAUGCUUGGCACAGCUUGACUGCAGGAGUUGCCAGAAGGAGGUGUACAAGGUGCCAUCCAGCCAUUUUAGGGACUCCACUCUGGAUUUGUAUAGGGUUUACUCCUGAGCCUUCUCUUGAAGAUAUCCCACAAGCAGCAAAGGUUUGGGACCAUAAUUUUCUUUCUAGAUGAGCAACUUUCCUGGGUUAACAAACUCCAUCUGCCCCUUAACUUCCCUCUACGGCACGUGCAGAAACCACUUUAUUGACCAUUGGACCCACUAUUGGCCUUGUCCGCUCAAUCUGCCAGAGCCUGUAUUCAUAUGCAGGGGAAGUCCAUAACACACUUAGGGUUUGAGACCUAUCAGCUACCCUCACCUGGUUUAGCCACCCACUUCAAACUAUUUCCAAGGGUGUGGCCACUGUCUCAUGCUGACAGCUUCUAGGAGCCACAGGUUGAGAGUCAAGUGCAGGAUGGGGACCAAAGGUGGACAAACUACCCUAGAAGGAGCAUGAUUUGUCCCCAACCCAGAGGUACUACCCCUCCCCUACCCCCCCAUACACCCUGAUGCAGUAUUAAAGUGUGGGAGCUAUAUUUCUUAUUGCUUGAAAACAUUUCCAAAACCUUUACUAAAUAUUUAGUAGGGCUACUAUGGACAAAUUGCUUUGGAGGCUAGGUAUAUUUUACUAGUUGACCAUUCCUAGAUAAUAAUAAGAGGCUGGUUUAUACAGUCUUUUCUCCCCUACCUGGAGAUGCUGGCAAUUGAACCUUGGAGCUGUGCAUGUGUUAAAGGAAUUCUGAGGUCUUAACUAUAGAAUAAAUGUUGAUAAUUGCACAAGGUAAACACACAUACAUAAGUAUAUAAACCACAUGUCUAAAAUAGUACAGGAGAGCAAUCCAAAAGACAUCUUGGCUCUCCUAAAGACUAAAUAUUUCCUCUGCCUCCUUAAUCCCCCUUGCCUGAGAACAGGUAGGCAGAUAGCAACCAGGACAACUUCCUGAAUGGAUUCCUCUCCUAUAUCUAUGAAUCUCCAUUGUCAUUUUUGCCCAGAUGCUCUGCAUUGAGGGAUGUCUGACAGACAUCCUGAUUGUCUUACCAAAUGCUAAUGUUCUCUGUAAACUGUCUGGAACUAUGUAAAACUUGCUAAAUCCUGAGCCACAGCGACCCUACCUUAUGUGUGAUGUAAUUUCUGACUGUAGAGGGGAUGUCCUCCAUGCCAAAAUGCAAACCCUUAAUAUAGGUAUUUCUUCUUGGUUCUGGGUCUCUUGCCUCCUUGCUAGGAGGUGAGGGAACUCUGUUGCAACAGAAAAAUAAAGAGCUGUCUUGCUUUCA
Messenger RNA from Zootoca vivipara (common lizard), 2469 nucleotides. It is a transcript of the gene SMIM20, whose product is annotated as small integral membrane protein 20. Gene Ontology annotation, cellular component: mitochondrial inner membrane. The record is from RefSeq and is a predicted model, not a curated record. Gene Ontology annotation, biological process: mitochondrial respiratory chain complex IV assembly. NCBI's taxonomy places the organism in Eukaryota, Metazoa, Chordata, Lepidosauria, Squamata, Lacertidae.